Messenger RNA from Fusarium oxysporum Fo47, 2069 nucleotides. RefSeq names its product F-box protein. Lineage: Eukaryota; Fungi; Ascomycota; Sordariomycetes; Hypocreales; Nectriaceae. Gene Ontology annotation, molecular function: protein binding. The transcript is spliced from 2 exons. The record is from RefSeq and is a predicted model, not a curated record. Bases 369 to 1883 code for a protein of 504 amino acids.
CAUGUUUCGGUGGAUCAAUGCCUAUAGCGUCCGAGGUCCCCUCACCCGAACCUUACCGUAACGUCAUUUUGAUCAAUUGUUCUCACCUCAAUCUCACCUUAGAAUAGGUACCUUGCACAGAAAGAGCUGCGACUUGAUUGCAUGCGCAAUCGUUCGUGUAUGAGUGGAGCGACUGCCUGUUCGCUGCCUGCUCUAAUCUACCACCGCGAUCAACUGCUACUUUCUCACUCACGCGAUAAAACUACUCUUGUUUUCCACACGGCUCUUUCUUCUGUUAAAAACUUUAUAAAACUUUAUAAAUUUCUUUAAGUUUUUAUAAAUUUAUAAAACUUUAUAAAACUUUACUAAACUUUGCAAAACUUUGCAAAAUGACAGCCGAAUCAGACACCGCCAUGGUCGAUGUCAGUACCCCCUCGAUGGCCCCAACGACAACAGCAACUUCUCCAUUCCAAAGGAUCCCUCUCGAGGUCCUUCUACGAAUUACUUACUUCCUCACCACUCCCGAGCUAGGCAACGUCCGUCUGACAUGUCGCUCAAUCGAGCAGGCUUUGUACACUACUUUUACCAAUGAGUUCUUCACCCGCAAGCAGUUUAUGAUAUCAGAAACAAGUCUCCAGGCCCUCAUCGACAUUUCAAAGAGUCGACUCAGUUCCCAUCUUCGCAAAGUUCAUUUCGGGCUUGAUAGGUUUGCACAUGCCCUGCAAGUCCACGGUCACAAUGCCAGGACAGCGAGGCAGAUGGAGUUGUACAAUGGCCAGUUUUCUCUGUUGAGCACUGGGUACCACCGGGACAUGCUUGUGGAAGCGUUCAAGAAUCUCGAGAAUCUCGAAGAUGUCGUCAUUCGCGACUUCAACUCGGUUCGCCGUACACGCGAUGGCCCGGGUAAGCACUGGACAAGCUAUGGAUCGACAACGGCUUUGAGGGAGACGGGGUCUCGUCCUGGCCAGAACAGUGGUAUGGCCUGGGGACCUGAUACGUCAACGGCCUAUGGAAGCACGAUCUUCACAUCCGUACUCUUCGCCCUCGGACAGGCUGGUGCGAAGCCAAAGGGCAUCGAGCACAUGUCGCAUUCAAGGAAUCAUCUGCGAGACUGUGCCUUCAACAUCCCUUCCUACAUGGAAGCCUCGGUCACACCUGUUUUGGAGAAUCUUGAGAAGCUACACAUCGACAUCGAUUUACUCGGCGGGAGUGACUUUUCCAGUGACGAUGCUGCUGGUCAUUCGUCAACUGCGGAUAUGAUGCUUCGCAAGUUUCUCCUGAAAUUGAAGAACAUCAAGCACCUGCGCAUCAACGAGACACAUAGCAGUGUUACUGGUCCCGGUAUGCUUCUUGGGUGGCUAGGUCGCGAGAAUACCCCAUUGUCAAUGCCUCCAGUAAACCCUUCUUCUGCACCUGGCUCACCUCUUGCACCCCCUGAGCCGUCGCCGGAAUAUGACCGGCUGGAGGAGCUCAAUUUUGGAAUGAUGAAUGUGGAACCUCAGCACCUCCUUGCCGUUGCCCGAAAGUUUGCGCCUACGCUCAAGAGACUGGAACUACACAAAGUCACUCUCCGACGACGCCUGCCGGAUGGCCACUCGGGGACUCUACCGAAGAUGAGCUUCUGGAAUAAGUUCUUAGAGAAGCUCAAAGACAUCCCCAAUCUUGACUUACAUCACAUCAAGAUCAGCUUUCCUCAACAACAGUGGGCUUCACGGCCAACACGCUCUUUUGUCACAUUUGAAGGUCAGAAAGAGAGUGUGAAACAGUACACCGGGACGGAUUGGAAGUACUUUGUUGGACACGAGAUGAUGCCCAAGAUCAGUGUGCAAUGGCCGAGUGAAGACACCAGCGCGGAUGAGGAUGAUGAUGACGGUAUUUGGGACCUAUAUGCGCUUGAUCUAUAAGCGCGGGGUUUUGCUAACGAUGUAUGACACAGAUGUUUCCGACGACGAGGACGAUGAGGAUGUGGAAUAGCGGACCGGUAUCAGGCGGAUUGCAUGUGUAUUAUUCAGGAUGAAUAACACCUCCUACCUUACUACGUACUUAUAAAUCAAGGUGCCAGAAAUACCAAAUCUAAGGUCUACUAAAUC